Messenger RNA from Aureococcus anophagefferens, 294 nucleotides. RefSeq lists its product as hypothetical. Gene Ontology annotation, cellular component: cytosolic large ribosomal subunit; ribosome. The transcript has a single exon. Gene Ontology annotation, molecular function: structural constituent of ribosome. NCBI's taxonomy places the organism in Eukaryota, Pelagophyceae, Pelagomonadales, Pelagomonadaceae. Bases 1 to 294 code for a protein of 97 amino acids. The record is from RefSeq and is a predicted model, not a curated record. Gene Ontology annotation, biological process: cytoplasmic translation.
AUGAAGCACUUCGAGACGGAGAAGCUGGCCAAGGCCCAGCGGCCGAAGCACCGCAAGGGGCGCCUCUCCGCGCGGACGAAGGUCGUGCGCGAGGUCGUGCGCGAGGUCGCGGGCCUCGUGCCCUACGAGAAGCGCAUUUUGGACAUGAUCAAGACGGGGGGCGCGUCGAGCGAGAAGCGCAUGUACAAAUUCGCCAAGAUGCGCCUCGGCACGCACAAGCGCGCGAUCAAGAAGCGCGAGGACAUGAAGGACAUCUACGCGCAGAUGCGCGCGCGCCAAGCGAUGGAGAAGUAG